This is a messenger RNA of Protopolystoma xenopodis, 435 nucleotides long. The record is from the annotation of a GenBank genome assembly. NCBI's taxonomy places the organism in Eukaryota, Metazoa, Platyhelminthes, Monogenea, Polystomatidea, Polystomatidae.
AUGUCCUUAGUCCGGUUUGGCGUCUCUCCGGUAGCAGAUUUCCUCUGCUCCUCCGACCCACCCGUCCGGUUACACGCCCGUUCAACAACUACAUCUUCACUGGCACCAAGUCACCUCAGAUCACAACACACCAUAUCACAUCACACCACACCACGCCACACCACGCGACAUCGCAUCACAUAUCAUCCAGCCAAAUUGCCCCAAUCAGCAGGGGUGGGAUUGUGUGGAUCAGAUAGACGCCCCGGCGGGUUGGCUGAAAGUAAUACUGUACUGGUUCCAAUUAAAAAGAUGCCACACGUUGUUUGUUUGCACACGGCUGUAACAGCCGACUGUUUUCAUCAUCAGUUUCCCCCACCUACUAAAUCUGAUACACCCCUUUGCCACCGAAGAGGCCACAAAAUGCUCACACUAUUUGCAGAAAGGUAUGCAGCAUAG